Suillus subaureus is the source of this 1395-nucleotide messenger RNA. RefSeq lists its product as uncharacterized. Bases 1 to 1395 code for a protein of 464 amino acids. The transcript is spliced from 16 exons. The record is from RefSeq and is a predicted model, not a curated record. Lineage: Eukaryota; Fungi; Basidiomycota; Agaricomycetes; Boletales; Suillaceae.
AUGACUGUAAAUCCUAAUAACACGCUCGGUGCUCUCCAAGUGGGGGGCUCGAUCAUGGUAUUUUUGUUUGGAAUUGAUACCUUGCAGACCUAUUACUACUUCAAAAGAUAUCCGAACGAUCGCCUCUGGAUAAAGCUGCUGGUGGUCUGGAUAUGGCUGGAAGAAAUCGGUCACACAGUCUCGGUUCUGAGUGGAAUGUAUCUCCUUACUGUGACACAGUUUGGACAGCCAGACGCGCUCGCCGUGACUACCAUGCCGACUGGUUACGCGUGGUCAAUCGUAUUCAGUGGCUCAGUAGGAUCUAUCGUGGAGGCCUUCUUUGCCCACCGUAUGUACGUGCUGUCAAAAUCGUGGUACCUCCCGUCCAUCGCCUGGACUCUUGCAUCAUUCCGAUUUUGUGGGAGCAUGGUUGCGGCGGCAAAGGUAUUUGGAAACAUAUCUUUAGACGUUUUCUCGACAAAAUGGCGGUGGUUAAUCACCGCCUGCUUUGCCACGGGUGCGGGAGCCGACCUCAUUGUUGCAGGAGGCCUGUGUUAUUAUAUUCACCGUGAAAAACGUGUUGCGAUGGGGCAGACGACAAUGAGAAUACUCGACCGCCUCUUGGCGUACACCGUCGAAACUGGCCUGGUCCUAAGCAUGAGCGCGGUUGUAAUUCUCAUCAUAUGGGGUACAACUCCACAUAGCUGUGAGAACUUUGUCCAGAUCAUCUGGUGGUUCGGCAUCUUCCUAUUUUACACCGAGGGUAAUAACUCAAUUCUCAUCACUCUGCAAGCGCUCAUCCCUCGUUCCUUAGUUUUUGCAAACUCUUUGAUGGCAUCCCUGAACACUCGAAGGGUCCAUGAAGAUGUUGCUGGUGGAACCGUCAUCAGUCUGCCGCGUAAUGCACAGAUCCGCAGUGCAGACCGUUCCAUAGGUAGCCGUGUCCAGAAUUUCAUGAGAGAUCCUUCAAAAUCCGAGUACGACAUGGAUAUCGAACGUUAUGAACUAUCACACGAGAUUUCUACCGACAGUUCUGGAUACACAGGUGAUCAAUUUCAACGGCAGGCGUUUCUCGAGACGUUUGCGUUAAACACGAUAGGCUGUCCUAUAGCCCCUUUUCUCCAUGCCGCGGGCGCCGGUCAAAACCUACCCUUAUCCCCAUACGAUCUAUCAAUCUUUGUGGCUGAAAGAUCGGCGUUUCGACUGCUCUGUCUGCUCGUUCAGGGUGACCCAGGCGUUUAUAUCUUCCAGAUUCGUUCGAAGCAAUUUGAAGUAGAUACGGCACCAUGCUAUUUCUAUCCUAUGCAGUGGUCUAUGAUGGAAAAUGUUUGCUAUUUUAAGGGACAAUUUAAUGCCCAGGUGUGGGAUCCCGAGUCCAGUCCCGGCCGGCCGUUUGAGACGCGCAAAACCUGGUAA